Metarhizium album ARSEF 1941 is the source of this 3324-nucleotide messenger RNA. Its product is annotated as Fibronectin type III domain protein. The coding region runs from base 1 to 3324 and encodes 1107 amino acids. Gene Ontology annotation, molecular function: protein binding. The record is from RefSeq and is a predicted model, not a curated record. NCBI's taxonomy places the organism in Eukaryota, Fungi, Ascomycota, Sordariomycetes, Hypocreales, Clavicipitaceae. The transcript is spliced from 4 exons.
AUGACAUGGGAGCCCUUGUCCUUGAUCACGCUCUUGGUCACUUUUCUCGCCCUCGGCUUGUGUCGUAGAUACUUGUCCGGCUCAAGGACCCUUCUCUACGCAAUUGUCACUGCCCUGCUUCUACGUCUCGAUGGCCGCGCCGCCAUGUAUCGCAUUUAUUUCUUUGCUCACGAUGCCGUCAUCAAUGCCUCGCCGGUUGCGCGCUUCAAGAUGGGCCUGACUCUCGGGGCUGUCAUCUGGCUGGUUCAUCGCGCUAUUCAAACCAUUUGGAAACCCAUUCCCGAGCUCGUCAAUAUUCUUGGACUUGACAUCCCGCCACCCCCGGAUGUCUGUCUCGCCGGAAUUCGAUCCGACUCGGCAUAUUUGACCUGGGACGCACGAACUGCCUCUCAGCGCCCUGUUCAGAAACUCUUAAUACAGGUCAAUGGCGUUGAUGUUGACGAAGUAGCCGGUAACGAAAAGGCCAUAACAAUUACUGGUCUGAGACCCAAUCAUUUUUACAACAUCAGGGUUAUAGCAGUUAGUCCAAAUAACUUUCGAUCCAACAGUACUGUCAUCAGGCUACGCACGUUUGGUAAAGAUGGUCGACCUCGACUGGGAAAUUCUCGACUGCCUACCAGCUUCGUAGACCCGGGCCUUUCACGUGCGACCGCCAACGACGAUGCCGAUGAUUCCGAUGGACCCGGAUUCCCGUACCCGACCGUUGAGGCUACACCAGUCAACGAUGGAGUCACGGGCUCCUCCAGAGAUCUUGCAACAGGAGUCCCUGGUCAGCGGCGAAAUACGCUGCACAGACGACAUUCUCCGUCAGUAGCGAGUACAGACCAGGGACAAGUCAAGUCUGCAGUAUUAAACGAGCCAGAAAUGUCACUGGCGGACUUGAAUGAGAGGUUUGAAGCUAUUCGAAGGGAGAUAGAUGACGUUGUGCAAUUGGCAGCCAAGGAACAGGCCGAAGCUCUGCAACAAGAAGAUGAACUGAAGAGGGAGAGGGACAGGAAGAGACAAGCUCUCAAAGAGAAGGAAGAAUGCACCACCCAGCUAAAAGCCAUGAUGCGGACGACCAUGGAGCAAAUGCGAGCCGCAGAAAAGGAGCGAGCGAAGAAGGAGCAGCAGUUGAGAGAAAAGGAAACAAAAAAGUCGAAAAUUAAGGAUAGCAUUUCCAAGUUCGAAAAAGAAGUGGAACGGAUGAGAAAGGAGCGUGAAGACUUCCAAACGCAGAGAAGGGAAAUGGAAGAGAAACGGGAUCAUGCCGUCAAAGGUCUCAAUGCUCAGGUGGCAUGUCUUCAGGAAAAAUGCGCCGGGCUGGAAGCCGAGCUUGCCCAAAAAGGGAAACAGCUACAGGAUCUCAAAGCAACACGGGAGCAGCUCCCUGACGCCAACGACGAGCAAUGGAAAGAGGAGGACCAGCGGCUCAGGAGAGAGUGGGAGGUGAAGAGGCGAGACUUACAUAACCGCCUUGUUACAGAGACCAAAUUCGGGCACAAUCUGGACCAGCAAAUUCGGGCCCUGGCCGACCAGCUGGCCUUUCAGCAACAACAGGCUGGUCUGAAUUUCUUCCCCCCGCUGUCGUCCACAGCGGUGGAUUUUGACCCAGCUAUGCUAUCUCAAGCUGCGAAGCGCCUGAGCUUUCCAGGACCUGGCUUGGGCGGCACCCCGGUAUCAUCACCCCCUUUGGCUCACGCUGAACCACAACUUCAGGGCAACGUAUCGUUUGGUGCUCCUACGUUCGGGCCUGGCCUUUUUAUGGACAUGUCGGAGAACAAUCAUGUUGAGGCGCAAUCCGAGGCCGAGCUUAAGGCUGCUACUGGUCCCCUGAGCCCUUCUGCUCAGACUCUUCUCCCGUCAAACAUUUUUGACGACACUGAGGAGCAUGUGGAUGUCAAGCAAUCUCAGAAUCCCAUUCUGCCGCAAUCUAUCGUGGCCGAAGAGAACGGUCCGCAAUCGCCAGUCUCCCCCGCCCCGUCUUUUCACGUCCUCCCAAGUCCCCACGGAUCCGCGAAUCAUUUACCCUUCCAUCAGUAUGCAGACUCUGGUGAUCAAAUCUCUUUAAACAUGCCCCAAUCACCUCCUGCGCGCUCACCAGCCAGUGUUCAUCGAUUCUCGACCAUCUUUUCGCCUUUUUCUCGCAGCACCAAAGCCCCAAAGACGUCUGAUGAGGACGGCCCCCCCAUUGGUAGUCUCAAAGUAGGCCAGAGUCAAUCAUUUCCGCGUGGUACGGAAGAAGGCGAGAAUAUGGAGUUUCGCCGGAGGCUAUGGCCCUGGGGUAUCAACAGCGGCAGAAAUUCCACGGGUCAAGAGAGUCCGUCGGCAAGCUUAAACUACUUCUCUGCUCGUCGGGUCAAUUCCUUGAAGGGAUCUAGAAUUUCCGCCAUCUCGGACCGAGAACAGGAUCCUUCUAGGCCGUCAUCCAUUAUCUCUAUCGAUCAUCCCCGUCCCUCUACCGACAGCGCAUCCAUAUGGGGAGCUCCUGGAGAUGCAGCCACCAACUUGAAGAACACGUCUGCAGACGACGAGAUCUUGGAGGAGAGUGACCUGCGAGAUCCUCAUACAUCUCCCAGCCAAAUUGGAGUGAUUGGAUCCCGUCCGCCAGCAGCGUCGUCCAAAUCUCUCAUGAGCCAACGCUUGAACCCCACAGCUCCAACAUUCAUGGGCAACAUCUUCCGCAAGGAUAAGGACAAGGACGGAGGCAAGGACAAGCCCAAGGAAGAUAAGGGCAAAGGCAAAGAGGUUGGAACACCAGCCAGCGACUUUCCGGAGAUUCACGACGACUCGCUGUCGGACUCACGAAUUUCCAGGGAUACAUGUUCUCUUCACACGGGCACGUCGGUGUCGGAGUCUCGUGAGUCGCUGCAACUAGACUUGACGCAGUCCAACACACCGUCAGAUAUGAAUUCUGUCUCAACGUCGAACGCCAAAGACUCUGAUAAUGUAGUGCGAAAAUUGUUCCGCAAAGGUAGCUCCAGCAAGUUCAGUCUUUCCUCUAGGCUUGGCAAGGACUCUGGGCUUUUUAAGAAAGGACCAGGCAGCACCUCCAACUCGGACAGAAAUGCAUCCGCCGAACAACGAACAAGCAUUGGCAACGCAGAUGACCUGGGCGAAGACGGCGCGGCGUUUGGGCGCAGUUAUGACAGCAUGACCAGCAGCCCAUCUCUUGGUCCAUCCAAGUCGAAAGACAGCAGGGAGGGACGAAUGAGUUCGUGGCGCUUCUCUAUGCGUAAGAAGACUAAGGACGCUCCGGCUAGGGACAAGGAGAGUCUGGAAAUAGAACGGGCCCCAGAUGACUUUGGGGUUGGGGGUAGUCACAGGGGGACCAGCGGAACAUGA